Molecule: messenger RNA, 1437 nt
Organism: Nelumbo nucifera (sacred lotus)
Lineage: Eukaryota; Viridiplantae; Streptophyta; Magnoliopsida; Proteales; Nelumbonaceae
Biological process (GO): protein modification by small protein removal
Molecular function (GO): peptidase activity
Source: RefSeq, a predicted model, not a curated record
CUGCAUUCUUCGAACUUUCCCUCGUUUUUCCACAGUUUCGAGGAGAGAGAUCUCGCGUUUUCGCGAUCUUUMUUUUCUUCAGAUGAGGGUACAAUCCGUGGUUCUUUGGAAUUUCUCUCCUAAAAAUUUGAUCUUGUCGUUGAUAACGAGGUUGGAGAAGAAGCUUCUGUUUUAUUUGAUCUUCGUUACCAAUUUGAUAUGCUUUGAAUGAUUUUCUUGAUAUAGCUCCAGCAGUCUCAGCAUUUCUAACUACUAAACUUGUAUCUUGGGCAUCUAAGAGAUGGCUGAGGAUGGUCACAAAGUGUCUUUGAAUGUUUAUGAUUUAAGCCAAGGGCUUGCUCGUCAGCUCUCCAGUACAUUCUUAGGGAAAGCGAUUGAUGGCAUUUGGCACACAGGCAUAGUAGUAUAUGGUAAUGAAUAUUACUUUGGAGGAGGGAUCCAAAACUCUCCAGUUGGAACAACACCAUAUGGGACUCCAAUUCGGGUGGUGGAGUUGGGCGUGACUCAUGUGCCCAAGGAUCUCUUUGAGCAGUAUUUACAGGAUAUCAGUCCUCGAUACACAGCUGAAACCUACAGUUUGCUGACACAUAACUGCAAUAACUUCAGCAAUGAGGUUGCCCAAUUUUUAGUGGGUGCUUCUAUUCCUGACUACAUCCUGCAGCUUCCUAAUGAGGUUAUGAGCAGCCCAAUGGGUGUUCUUAUAUUGCCCAUGAUACAGCAAUUGGAGGCAACUUUGAGGGUUGGUGCUGUCCCACAAGCUCCUCGGUUUAGACCUACCUUGGUGGAGUCCUCCCAGAAGACAUCGGCCGUCAACUCAGACGGUAGCACCAACAUGCCUACAAGGGAACCAACCAACAAUGAUACAAAGGUCCCUUCGAAAACAGAUGAAAAUGUGUCUGUAGAUUCUGGAAGGACUUCACAGGAGGUUCUCAGUUCUACCAACCAACCUACUGCCAAAUCAGCUGGAACAAAGGUCAAUGGGGUUCCCGGGGAUCCUCUUGGGGAUGCCCGGAGCAAGGUGCAGGAGGAAAUAAGCAGUGAAUUUGCUGCAAUUAUGGCUACUGGAACACUUCGAGCGAGCGAGGCAGCUGCACUUGCUACUAGAAGAGUGAUGGAAAGACAUGGGAGAUUGAACGUCGUCUAAAGGAACAGAGAAGAUCCUUAUAGAGAGCAAAAAAAUGCAAAAUUUACAUGCUGUGUCUCGGUAAUUGGUGACAUGGCACACAAAAAAAAAUUCAUUUUUCUCUUUUCAUCAUGUUCCGAAUUUUCUCUAAAAAAUUGACAAGGUGGAUUUUGUAUUACAAAUUAAAUCCAUAAACAGUUCUUGCCCAUUGUCAUCCCUUAAUUCUCAAGACAAAACUAGUAAUUUUAUUGUUGAGGAUAGAUACAUACAUAAAUGUAGAUGGACAGGCAUACUUAUGUAAUGUUCCUUUCUCA